Molecule: messenger RNA, 1083 nt
Organism: Akanthomyces muscarius
Lineage: Eukaryota; Fungi; Ascomycota; Sordariomycetes; Hypocreales; Cordycipitaceae
Exons: 6
Coding region: 1-1083 (360 amino acids)
Molecular function (GO): metal ion binding; lactoylglutathione lyase activity
Source: RefSeq, a predicted model, not a curated record
AUGAGCACUUCAAGAGUAAUCCAACGACUGCGACUUGUUCAAAACUCCCUAGCAAGACCUUUCAAUUUCAUUCCAACCUCAUCUGGACCAGCUGCCUCUGGCCGAUUCGCGACAAUGGCGACCACGACCGAUACCAGCAAAUACAAGUUUAACCACUCCAUGAUCCGGGUCAAGGACCCCAAGGAGUCGGUUAAAUUCUACGAGUUCCUCGGAAUGAGCGUCAUCAAGAAGAUUCAGAACCCCGACGCCAAGUUUGAUCUGUACUUCCUCGCGUACAACGGCGCCAAGGCCGCCUACCACGGCAACUCGUUUGUCAACCGCGAGGGCAUCAUCGAGCUCACGCACAACUACGGCACCGAGAACGACCCCGACUACAAGGUCGUCAACGGCAACACGGAGCCGCACCGCGGCUUCGGCCACACGUGCAUCAGCGUCGACAACCUGCAGGCCGCCUGCAAGCGCAUCGAGGACGCCGGGUACAAGUUCCAGAAGAAGCUGACCGACGGACGCAUGAAGCACAUUGCCUUUGUUCUGGAUCCCGACGGCUACUGGGUCGAGGUUAUUGGCCAAAAGUCCAUCGAGCAGACUGAGAAUGUCACCGAGACUGACCCCGGCACCUAUCGAUUGAACCAUACCAUGCUUCGCGUCAAGGACAUUGAAAAGUCGCUCAAGUUUUACCAAGACACUCUUGGUAUGACCCUGAUUCGCAAGCACGAGGCCGAAGCUGCCGGCUUCAAUCUGUAUUUCCUCGCCUACCCUGCCGACCAGGGCCUGCCGAGCGACGAAAAGACGAGCCACCGCGAGGGUCUGCUCGAGCUCACCUGGAACUACGGCACCGAAAAGGACGAGGCCUUCAAGUACCACAACGGCAACGACCAGCCGCAGGGCUUUGGUCACAUCUGCAUCUCGGUGGAUGACCUCGACGCUGCUUGCCAGCGCUUCGAAGAGCAGGGUUGUAGCUGGAAGAAGAGGCUGACGGAUGGCCGCAUGAAGAACAUUGCCUUCCUCCUCGACCCUGAUGGUUACUGGAUCGAGGUGGUCCAGAACGACAAGUAUGGAUCCAAGUACACGGUCGAGUCCUAA